Molecule: messenger RNA, 1380 nt
Organism: Echinostoma caproni
Lineage: Eukaryota; Metazoa; Platyhelminthes; Trematoda; Plagiorchiida; Echinostomatidae
Source: the annotation of a GenBank genome assembly
CUUGGUGAUAGGAAGGAGUUCACGGUUCGUGUGAGUUCCGCUUUCCGAGUCUAUUUGGCCCAAACAGAAUUGGAAUUGCAGGUGUGGCUGUUGUGGACCACUCGUAGCACGGAUGAAUUGAUCGCAUUGGAUCGAUCCGAUCAGGAGCUUCGUUCGGAUCGUGUGAAAUUGGGUUGCGAACCACCAAGUCCUCGUCACGUUGGCUCCGCACGGAUUCCCCUUGCUCAUUUGUUGCACAAGCCUUCAGCAUUUACAGGUUCGGAUGAUACACUCGCAGCAACUAAUCCGCACGUGGAUGUUGGUUCCCACUCUCCAGCAGGCCCUUGUACAUCAGUUACUAUUCGAGGUGAUCCAUCUGGUUUGAGCUGGUGGCGGAAUCGCCGAUUCACAGCGGAGCAACGAACGCUCGGACCUUCGUACCCCGUGUUCCCUUUGUAUAGGGCGGAUGCGAAGGAUCUCUCACACACCUGGUUAGUCGCCCGAUUGGAAAUGCGUGGCUCCCGCACACAGAUGCGAACACACUCUCCCAUGCGUGGGGAUAUCAGAACUGAGGACAUUCUGACCGACCUCGAGGGUGUAGAAGGUCGCUUAGGAUGGAAUUUGUUCGAUCUAUCCGGAACCAAACCAGGGAUACUGGAUGCGGUCACUGCUGAGGUGGAUCAGGGCAGCAGUACGGAAGUGGAUAUUAGUGAACAAGAGGCGGCCGAACGGGACACAUUUCCGGCUGAAGUUGUGGUCGAACAGGCUUAUCAUUUGCGUGUGAGCAACAGCAGUUCGCAAGAAACGCGCCAGACAACUCAGUCGCCAUCCACUGCACUUGGAUCGCGAGAUACGACAGAUGACGGUUUCGUGUUUGUCACGUUUGCUGUGGACGGAGACAAAUCCGGCACGUUAAGCUCCCCCGACGGACUGUGGUCCCGAAUUGCGCGCAGUCAUUGCCACAGUCGUCAGAGCAGGGUGGCUGUGACACCGAAAAUGCGAAAUGCAGACGCAGUCAGUUGGAACUAUCAUCGCUUUGUCCGUCUUCCUUUGUGGUUGGUUCAGAAAUAUAAUCGUCGGACGAUGAUAUUUCACGUUUGGUAUCAACGUGGCCCAUCUGUGGCACCAAAUGGUUCGGAUAAAGUGAAUGAUUUGCCGGAUCGAGAACAGCCGGAACUGAUCGGUCUUGCCUCAGUCGAUCUCAGCUCGCUGGCUAGUCUGUUCAGUCCAACGGCUCCGGGCGGGUAUGCGACUAGCGGAGGUUUGGAUCAGGUCUACGGCUGGUAUCACGUGAUCGAUCGAUCCGGUUCGGAACGGGGCCAAGUUCUAUUGGGCGUAAAACCCCUGAUUCCGGGUUCACGGGAGGAGUGGACAACCAAACCGAUCGACAGGGGAAGUACG